Molecule: messenger RNA, 714 nt
Organism: Trypanosoma grayi
Lineage: Eukaryota; Euglenozoa; Kinetoplastea; Trypanosomatida; Trypanosomatidae
Product: syntaxin 7
Exons: 1
Coding region: 1-714 (237 amino acids)
Biological process (GO): exocytosis; intracellular protein transport; vesicle fusion
Cellular component (GO): SNARE complex; plasma membrane; endomembrane system
Molecular function (GO): SNARE binding; SNAP receptor activity
Source: RefSeq, a predicted model, not a curated record
AUGCCGCUGGAUGAGGGGGAGACUCUCGCUCGGGCAGUUCAGCAGCUGCGCAGAGCAUGUGAAGCUGUUUCUACCGCUACUGCAGAACUAGGCACUACACGUGAUGCUAUGGCACGUGAGAAGUUGCGCAAGGCCCGUCUGUUAGCGACACAAUGUGAAGAAAAGACCAGAGACAUUCUUUCUUUAGACAUGGGCGCGGAGCUGAUGGUGCUUCGGGGACAAUACCACGCAGUCAAGGCAGACUUCGACGCGGCUAACAAGGAGGCCGUGAGGAAAGAAAAGCAGACGUGGCGCUCCAGCACCCACGCCGAUGCAAUGGGGAGUAAUGGAGCCGUGGUAGUUGGUGAGCCGCUCGCAGGAUAUGACGAGGUGCGGUUGCAUGAAAUUAAAAAAAUUGAUAUGUCAGAGUUUCACACGGAGGAGGCUCUUCAGCGAGAAAAACUACUCGGUGUGCGGGAGAUUGAAAGCAAUAUGAUGGACUUGAAGACCUCUUACCAGGAGUUCCAUGACCUUGUGCAUCAUCAGCAGGCUGGUCUUGACCAGAUAACUGGGAAUGUGUCCGAGUCAAAGGUGCACGUGGAGAAUGGAACGACUGAGCUCCAGCAGGCCUCGAGGCGCCAGAGAUGUGGUCGUAAAAUGUUGUGUGCUAUCGCCAUCAUUCUUCUUGUCAUUAUUAUCAUUGUUGUGGUUGUUGUCGUUGUUCUCAAGCGUUGA